GUCUGGGGGCGGAGCGGCUCUGAGGGCGGAGCGGCACAGUGUACGGGACGGGUGUGUGGAGCUGCUGGUCAUGGAGACCCGCCGAGCUCUGCACUUCGUCUUCAAAGUGGGAAACCGCUUCCAGACGGCGCGUUUCUUUCGUGAUGUCCUGGGCAUGAAGGUUCUGCGGCAUGAGGAGUUUGAAGAAGGCUGCAAAGCUACCUGUAAUGGGCCUUAUGAUGGGAAAUGGAGUAAAACAAUGGUGGGAUUUGGACCUGAGGAUGAUCAUUUUGUUGCAGAGCUGACUUACAAUUAUGGCAUCAAAGACUACAAGCUUGGCAAUGACUUUAAGGGUAUCACAGUCGCUUCUAGCCAGGCUGUGAGCAAUGCCAGGAAGCUGAAGUGGCCACUCACUGAAGUUGCAGAAGGUGUUUUUGAAACUGAGGCCCCAGGAGGAUAUAAGUUCUAUCUGCAGAAUCAAAGUCCACCUCAGUCAGAUCCUGUAUUAAAAGUAACUCUAGCAGUGUCUGAUCUUCAGAAGUCCUUGAACUACUGGUCUAAUCUACUGGGAAUGAAAAUUUAUGAAAAAAAUGAAGAGAAGCAAAGGGCUUUGCUUGGCUAUGCUGAUAACCAGUGUAAGCUGGAGCUACAGGGCAUCAAGGGUGCAGUUGAUCAUGCAGCAGCUUUUGGAAGAAUUGCCUUUUCUUGUCCCCAAAAAGAGCUGCCUGACUUAGAAGACUUGAUGAAAAGGGAGAAGCAGAAGAUUCUGACUCCCCUGGUGAGUCUGGAUACCCCCGGGAAAGCAACAGUGCAAGUGGUCAUUCUGUCCGACCCUGAUGGACAUGAAAUUUGCUUUGUGGGGGAUGAAGCAUUUCGAGAACUUUCUAAGAUGGAUCCAACAGGAAACCAAUUGUUGGAUGACGCAAUGGCAGCAGAUAAAAGUGAUGAAUGGUUUGCUAAACGAAUUAAACGUUAAUAGAAGAUAUCAUGUGGAACAAGCAUUUACGAUUCCUGUCUAUCACCUGCGAGGUUUGAUGUGUCCAUUCAUAAUAAAUGCUCUCACAACUUGAUUGUUCCCUGUAUAGUUGAGGAAGCUGGGUAGUGAAGAUUUGUGUAUUUUAAUCUUUAAAAGGUCUGAUAUGUUUUUAUGUUUUAGGUAUAAAUCCUUUUAUUGUCAGUCUGGGGCAACUAUAUGGAACAUUACCCUUGGUUGGGGAUAAAUGGAAGGAAUUUUAAUAAGCAUGUGGAUUUAUGAAAACACUUAUUUGCAAAAUAAAUUUUGUUCCUUAAACCAAAA
This is a messenger RNA of Myotis davidii, 1276 nucleotides long. It is a transcript of the gene GLOD4, whose product is annotated as glyoxalase domain containing 4. Lineage: Eukaryota; Metazoa; Chordata; Mammalia; Chiroptera; Vespertilionidae. The transcript is spliced from 9 exons. The coding region runs from base 71 to 955 and encodes 294 amino acids. The record is from RefSeq and is a predicted model, not a curated record.